CUGUGAUUAAGAAAGACGUGUUAUUGUUGCUGCUGCUGUUGUUAUUGGAUGUUCGUUGUCUAACUGUACUUUUUUAAAAUAUGAAAAAGAAGCAUUAAUUAAUUCGACAGAUGCAAUUCGGCUCCCAGAUCUCUCUCCCUAUCUCUCUCUCCAUCUCGAUGGUUCCUUAUCUCUCGCACGUGUGAACCCUGAGGCCAUAAAUGCAUGCUACGAUUCCUUAUAAAACUCCACCAUACAAACUCUCUCUCUCUCUCUCCCUCUCUCUCUCUCUCUCAGUUUCUCACGUCUCUCUAACCACAAUAGCCAUUCCAAUUCCAUUCCUCUUGGUUUCAGCAUCUUGAUUUCCACCACCUGUCCUUAAUCGAUCACAACCAAAAAUGAUCCGACACUUCCUUGUCCCUACCCGUUUUUGGUAUUAAUCUUUUGGUAGCAUCAUUUUCCGCAAAGUUAGCUUUUCUCGUAACUACCAUUUCGCGGAAAAUAGCAUGCAAUGCAUCUUUCACAACCCACAAUCAAAAUAACCCACAAAUACUUCCCUCACCUCACCAUUCACGAAGAAGAAAAUGCCGAUGCAAAACUUCUGAUCGAGCCGCCUUCCCAAGGACUCUUCUGCACACCAUUUGCCAGCCCUCUCUUCGUCGCGAGGAUUCUCUGCCCGCGACCUGCUCGGCGAAAUGCCGAAUCCGCCGCAUUCGGAACCACAUUUCAGUCCGGUGCUCGGUUCGCACGGAUUUCGAAGUUCGCGCGGAUCGGGGACCAUUCUAAAGAGGGUAGUAGAGAAGGGCAGGAGGGUGGAAGAGCAGAAGGGAGGAGUUCUUGGGGUGAUAUGCCCAAGUUCCUGCUGGCAGGCUCAGUAUCUACUAUCAUUUCCAGGACAUGCGUCGCGCCGUUAGAGCGAAUAAAGCUGGAGUGCAUAAUCCAUGGAUCUUCGCUCCCAUGGAUGAAUGUUGUUAGACAUAUUUGGGUCUCAGAAGGGAUAAAGGGGUUUUGGAAAGGAAAUUUGAUCAACCUCGUUCGCAUGAUUCCUUUCAAAUCCAUCAAUUUCAUAUGCUACGACUUGUAUUUGGAUCGGCUGCAUAGAAUUCCGGGCAAGAGAGAGAUCACGAAUCAUGACCGACUUAUCGGGGGCGGCCUAUCGGGAGUAAUCGCUACUUUAGUCUGCUUGCCUCUUGACACAAUCCGGACACGACUGGUCGCGCCUGGUGGCAAGGUUCUUGGAGGGGUCACAGGGUGCUUCACCCACAUGGUGCGAAACGAGGGCUUCUUAUCUCUCUACAAGGGCUUAACACCAGCACUUAUAAGCAUCGGCCCUGCUAGUGCGGUCUUUUAUGCCGUAUACGACAUCCUCAAAACGUCUCAUCUCUCUAGUAGGAGAAGCAGAAGCAGAAGCAGUAGCCAAAGUGGUGAAGAAGCUGAAUUGGAUCCUGUGAGGACUCUGCUAUAUGGUGCUUUUGCUGGGGCUUGUGCCGAGACAGUAACUUACCCUCUAGAAGUGAUUAGGAGGCAGCUUCAGCUGGCACGAGCAGCUAAUGUGGGACUAAUCGCAACGUUCAUCAAGGUCAUAGAGAGAGAUGGCAUUGGGUCACUAUUUACUGGAUUGGCUCCUAGCACACUUCAGGUUUUGCCAUCUGCAUCUUUGAGUUAUUUCUUCUAUGAGAUGAUGAAAUCCGUACUAAAAAUCAGCUAAUUGACGAAAGCUACUAUCUUUCACGUAGAAGUUUUUCUUCGUUUCUCACGGAAAGACAAUUCAUCUCUCUAACUGCUGCGGAGAAAGAUUCACAUUGAUCUUUGAGACAAAUCUGACAAGAUGCUUCCCAAAAGUUCGAAUGAAGCACUGUAAUAAUGGUUAUUACCUUCAUUCUUUGUUCUUUUUGAAGACUUAUUGUAAUGCAAUAAGGGCAACAACUUCAAAUUGUGUGUGUUUGUGUACAUUAGCUGGGUACUACAAUGUAAGAAAAUAAUUUUUCUAUUACCUUUAUUUUAUUCUGUCAUAA
Molecule: messenger RNA, 1994 nt
Organism: Ananas comosus (pineapple)
Lineage: Eukaryota; Viridiplantae; Streptophyta; Magnoliopsida; Poales; Bromeliaceae
Product: probable mitochondrial adenine nucleotide transporter BTL3
Exons: 4
Coding region: 491-1687 (398 amino acids)
Biological process (GO): transmembrane transport
Source: RefSeq, a predicted model, not a curated record